Melospiza georgiana is the source of this 2334-nucleotide messenger RNA. It is a transcript of the gene LRRC32, whose product is annotated as leucine rich repeat containing 32. The record is from RefSeq and is a predicted model, not a curated record. Gene Ontology annotation, molecular function: protein binding. Bases 307 to 2334 code for a protein of 675 amino acids. The transcript has 3 exons. NCBI's taxonomy places the organism in Eukaryota, Metazoa, Chordata, Aves, Passeriformes, Passerellidae.
UUAAAACAAUUACGGAGGUAUGUAUUCACACGCUUGUGGGAGCCUGGGAAUACAUAAGGGAUCGUGACUGCAAAGGAAUGAAUUCACGGACUGGUCUAUGGGGAGUAUUUUUUUUCCCUGUGACUUCAAACUUCUCUCAGAGCUCACAGAGUUUUAGUCAGCUGGCAUGCAAGAGAGGUACGACUUCCCUAAGUAAACUCUUCCUCCACUUGCCCUGGAAAAGCUGCUGGGAGAGUCUGUGAGACAGAAGGCUGCAAGCAGAGGUGAAUCCUGCUCCUCCUCCUCCUCCAGCCACAGAGCAGAACCAUGAAACUGAACAUCAUCUUCUUGCUGGCAGUGGUGAACACAGGAACCUUUAACUAUCAUCCCACAGAGGGGACACCCUGUGAAAUGGCAAAUUCACAGGCAUUUUGCCACAACAAAGACCUCCACCAAAUCCCUCACGAGCUCCAUCUGAAUGUAAACAAAAUAGAUCUGUCUGGAAACCUGAUUCAAAGCAUCCCUGAAAUACCAUUAUCAUUCUACACUUCCCUCCAGUAUCUGGAUUUAAGCUUCAACCAGAUAAGCUUCAUCACGUCUGGAGUGUUUGCACACAUGACGAGUUUACUAGAAAUAAAUUUAGCCAAUAAUCAUUUACAUAAGCUUGCUCAGAAUGGGACAGAGGGGAUUGGACUUUUGCCCAAGGUGGAAAUAAUGGACUUGUCCCACAACAAUCUCUACAGUGGGAUGGCCGAAUAUUUCAUUAAUCAAGCUCCAGCACUGCAGUAUCUUUCCUUGGCAGAUAACAGUAUUGUAAGGAUAUCACACAAGAUGUUUCAGGGAUCUCCCAGUCUUGUGGAGAUAGAUCUUCAGAGAAAUAUCAUCAUGGAAAUAGAAGAAGGUGCUUUCGAGACUGUAGCAAACCUUUCCAAACUCAAUCUCUCCACAAAUUCAAUUACUUGCAUCUCUGAUUUCAACCUCAGGCAGUUGGAGGUUCUUGACCUGAGCAGGAAUAGCAUUGAGACCUUCAGCAUCACAAAGUCAAAUGAUGAAUAUAAUUUAAGAUGUCUGGACCUAAGUGAAAACAAAUUGCUUCACUUUCCAGUCUUCCCUCAUGUAAAUAAACUGGUAACUCUGAAUUUAUCAAAUAAUUUAAUCAAGCUCACUGCUGAAUCCCCUUAUAAUAAAAUGGACUACAUGGAUACUGAAUGGCUAGAUGCUUCUUUUCAUCUUCUUGAUCAGAAGCGAAGUAAAAAUACAAGUUCUCUUUAUUUAUCCCAACUUGUAUACUUAGACUUAAGUUAUAAUAAAAUCAAAUCCAUUCCAGAUGGGUUCUUUGAGUCAAUGUUGUCCCUUCACACCCUUAAUCUCAGCAGAAACUGUCUUCAGGCAUUUACAGUAGGUUAUGAUAGUGCAUUGCUCUCCCUAACUGUCCUUGACUUGAGCUACAAUGCUUUGCAGAACCUUCUCCUCGAUGCUGGUGCUUUGUCAAAUUUGAGGGAGUUUCAUGUUCAAAACAACAACCUUCAGACCCUGCAAUUUGACAUCUUUUCCAGUCUUCCUAGCCUCAGACUUCUUAAGCUACAGAGCAAUAACAUCAGCCUUUGCCACAUGUACUCAGGACUAGCUAAGCAAAGACUUGCUGCAGAGGACAGUGGUUGUGUGUCGUUUGUCAAUUCUCCUGCUCUCCAGUACCUGUACCUAGCUGACAACAUGCUGAGCAUCCUACCAGCACGCACCUUCCACAAGACUCCACUGCUUGUCUUGGAUCUCUCCAUGAACCCUGGACUGAAAAUAGAACUUAAAGCACUAGCAGGACUGGAAAAGUCUCUGGAAUACUUGCAUUUACAUGGCAAUAGUCUGAUAGAUUUAAAUAUUGACUUGCCUUGUUUUAGUCACCUUAAACAUUUAAACCUCUCUGAAAAUCAGCUGAACUGGCUGCCUAAGUGGAGUAGUGACACUCCACUGGAAGUUCUAGACCUACGGAACAACAGGUUCAGUACAUUAGAGGACAGCAACAUUUUAGCAUUAGAAAAUUCACUUAAAAACUUGUAUCUCUCUGGGAACCCACUCAACUGCUGUGGAAACAUCUGGCUUUCAUCAAUGAUCCAGAACAAAAAUGUCCAGAUCCCCAACGUGGAGCACUUAACGUGCCAGUACAUUCGGAGCUUUGGGUAUUGGGAAGAAAUGCACGUCGAGGACAUUAGACCAGAAGACUGUGAAAAAGAAGAUCUGAAGAAAAUCAACAUCCUCAUUAUAUUAACAUCUGUACUAGUUUUAUCUGUCAUCAUCAUUGGUGUGGGUUCAUUUUUUUGCUUCCGAAGGCAAAACUUUAGCCACCAGUUUAAAGCAUAG